UUUGCAUUGUGUUUUCCAAGUAGUAUCCAGUUCGCGUUUGUUGCCCGUGAAGGAUGCCUUCUGCCAACCCUAAACUAGAGAAACAGGCCUCUACGGAGGCCGUUGAUCCAAUUCGACAAGCGGUUAUUGUUAUCGAGCACAAGAUCAGGAAUCUAGAGAAACGCAAGGGAAAACUAGAAUCCUAUAAGGAUCUGCAAAAAGGCGGCGGUGAGCUUAAUGCAGAUCAAAAAACGGCAGUUGCAAAAUAUGACGAGGUUAUACAAACGUUGGACAUUACCCGUGAUUUACACAAAUCAGUUCAAGGAAUUGCCAAUGACGCUGUUAAGCAACAAAAGAAGCUUGCGCGUAAGGAGGCACUUGAAAGAAUACAACAGGACAUUGCCAAGGUUCGAGAAGUUUUACUCAUUCAGGAUACUUUAAUGAACAUGGGGACAAAUAGUGUACGUGAAGAUUUUCUUGCUGGCAAGAACGGAGCUAUUAAAUUGGCUGACGAAGAUUUAACAGCAUUAGACAGUUUAUUCAACGAAGUGACAAUUAAUCACAAAAGAGAUAGUAACAAUUCAGCGACAAUUGUUCAACAAUCGCAAAAAGUUGCUGAACAUUUGGUGGCAAUUGUUGAAGGCAAACAGCGAGACUUUGAAAAAGUUGGAGUCUCAUAUUUUAAACUUAAGGAAAUUAUUACAUCAAUCACACAAUGCGGCUAUUUUGAUCAAAUUCAAGAGAAUGAAACGACUGACGUGAAAGCUAAUGAAGAAAUGGAAGAACAAGCUGAUGAGGAACCAAUUCAAGAACAAACCAAUGAGGAAUUCAAUACUAAUGAUAGGCACAUUCCACCAGCCGAUUCUGCGAUGACCAUUCCUAAUUUAGUUCAAAUGACACCACAUCCAGUUGUUUCUGUUGCUGCUCCCGUUUCUGGACAAAUACCAGUUCUUGGACAACAAUUACCACCGCAAGCAAAUGCAACAAUUGAUUCAUCGUAUUAUACUAAUGCUGGAAAUUUUGUUCCCACACCUCAAGCACAACAACAACAACAACAACCACCACAAUCGCAAGCACCAAGAAUCAAUGAUGUUAUUGGUACGCCGAAUUUCUUUUUCCUUCAGGAGUCCGAAUUGGAUUCUCCGGAUGUAACACCACAACCACCAAUGACCACACCAAUUAUUCCCACUGUCAAUGCUCCCAUUCCCACUCAAACAUUUACAAAUCAAAAUUUUUCAUCAACACCCGUAGUACAACAACCUGUUUUAUAUCAACAUCAAGCUCCACCUUCGGAUAUGUCACACAUUCCAGGAUUUGCCAAUCCAAAUCCCCCACCGCCAAUUCCUAUGCCACCGUCUCAUCAACAACCAAAUAUACAAUAUAGUCCUCAACAUCCGACAGGAUAUCAACAACCACAGGGAUUAUCACAAAUCAAUCAAUCGCAAUCUCAAGUCUAUGAUCAACAUCAACAGGAUAGUCAAGAUCAAGCACCUGAAAAGAAGGAUCAGAGUGAACUAAAUCAACAAAAUGAAGCUGUUGAUUGGGGACAAAUGUCAGAAGGCGCUGGCGAUUGGUGUCAAACGGAUCAAUCUCAGGAUUCUUCGCAGGAUCAGCAACAAUCAUCGCAACAGAAUUGGGGAGAUCAACAACGAAGUAGGGGACGAGGUGGAAGACGAGGCAAUACAAAUGGAUACGGAGGGAGAAAUCGAGGUGGUAGCGGUGGCUAUCAACAAAAUGGACGCAGUAGUACCGGAAGUGGUCAAGGUUCAUAUUACCGAAACGAAAACAGUAGUUAUCAACAGAAUGGCUAUGGUCAACGUAAUUCAAACUGGAGCGAAGGAAGCGGCGGUUAUAACAGUGGAUUCAAGAGAGGAUCUGGUGGUACACGUGGAGGUCGAGGUGGACAAUUCCGUGGUAAUCAACGAGGCACUAGUAAUCGUGGUAGUUAUUCGAACCGUAGCAAGUAACAAUAUAAAAUUUAAACAUUUUUAAACAUUCAAUCCUACUUUUGAAAAGUCAAAGUCAUUAAGCUGUGUGUUUGUAAAAAAAAAAAGAAAACAAAAAAGCGGUUAAAAAAAGAAAGGAAUAAACAAUUUUUAAAACUAACACAAAACGAAAAACAAUGUUACGCCUAAUGAUUAAUAGAUGUAAAGUAAUUUUUAAUUAAUUGUGAUAUGACUAAAGGAGAGAUUCUCUGUGAAAAACAAAAAAAAAAAUGAUUAAAAAGUGUUAAACACGUCUAAAUCAUACUUUACACAAGUUAAUCAAAUUCGUUUUAAAUAUUGUCAAAUGUCAUUCGAAAAAUUGAUUUUUCAAUUGACAUUUUUAAAACGUACAUCUUAGAGGGCUUUGAAUGUUUCACGGUUAGGUUAUUGAAAAGGGAAUAUUAGCGUUUGAAUUUUUAAAAAUAAUGUUACUCUCAGUAUCAAAUGAAAAUAAAGGACGACGAACGACAACGUUUAAAAACAAAAAUGUACCAGAUCGGCUAAAUGCAGAAAUGUCAAUACAAGUAUUACUGUGUUGUGACAGAAGGCAGUUUUCACAGGGCAACAAUAGCUGAUCGACAAAGAUUAGAAGAAGAUGAAAAAAAAAAAAAUAAUUUUAUUAUAAAAAAAAAUACAAAAAAAAAAAGAUAAUGAACAUAUGAAUUUAAGCGCAUUUCAAACAAACACACAGAAAUGUAUUUAAUAAAUGUUAAGAUGAUCGUUGAGAGUUGGCGAUCAGCACUGGCCUCUCUUUCUAGAGAAUUUUUUCUAAAAAAAAAGAAAGAUAAA
This is a messenger RNA of Leptopilina boulardi, 2753 nucleotides long. RefSeq names its product caprin homolog (gene Capr). Gene Ontology annotation, molecular function: RNA binding. Bases 54 to 1946 code for a protein of 630 amino acids. The record is from RefSeq and is a predicted model, not a curated record. Gene Ontology annotation, cellular component: cytoplasm. The transcript has 5 exons. NCBI's taxonomy places the organism in Eukaryota, Metazoa, Arthropoda, Insecta, Hymenoptera, Figitidae.